UUCAAUUACUUGAUAUUUUUACAUUGUUAAUAGCUGCUUCUUUGCACUAGUUUAUCACGCGUUGCGUAGGAAAUGAUUUUCAUGGGAAAAGAAAUGCAUUUCGAGGAAUAGAAAUUUGUUAUCUGCAAAAGGAAAUAACAGUAAUAAAAUCUAUACUCAAAAUCUUUUUUCCCAUACUAUGGCAGUGGCAGUAAUUUGUUUUACUAAUAUUUCAUUCUACCAAAAUAAAUAAAAAAUCAAUCAACUUGCACACGGAGCAUGAACCGCGUUAAGUAGAUUAUUAAUUGGAACCUACUCUCUACCAUGUUAACCUGCUACAAUCAUUUAAUAAUGGGAAGAGAUUAUAAUACAGAGACACUAGUACUAGUUAACAAUAUAGAAAAAUAUUGUAAUGGAGAAAAAUAAUACUAUGCAUUAUUAUUGUUAAUUAUAAAGAAAUCAGAUAAUCUAGAUUAAUUAAUUAAAUAGAGGGCUAAUAGCUGUAUAAUAUAUAUAUACUAUCAAUCAUUAUUACAGAAAAGAACAAAGGAGACAAGUGUUGCAGUUGCAAUGGCAAAUUUUGAGGGCAGAAAAAAGGAGGUGAUAGCAAUAAUUGGAGGUGGAAUCAGCGGCCUCCUAGCGUGCAAAUACUGCAUUUCCAAAGGAUUUGAUCCAAUUUUGUUCGAGUCAAAGAGUAGCAUUGGGGGUGUUUGGACUAAGACAAUUGGGAGCACUAAGCUGCAGACACCAAAACCCGUAUACCAGUUUUCUGAUUUUCCAUGGCCCGAUUCAGUUAACCAAGUGUUUCCUGACCAACAAAUGGUGCUUGAGUACAUUGAAUCGUACGCACGUCACUUUGAUUUGUUUAGCCACAUUCACUUCAACAGCAAAGUGUUGAGCCUCAACUUUGAAGAUGGCGGCAGUGGAGACGGAGAAUGGAAUUUGUGGGGCGAGGCUUAUAGUUAUAGCAAUAAAGGGAAGUGGAAAGUCACUGUACAGGACACUCGAGCCAUAUCCCCACAGAUACAGAUAUACCAAGUUGAUUUCGUAGUAGUUUGUGUGGGAAGGUUCAGUCAAGUCCCAAACAUGCCUGAAUUCCCUCAAAACAAAGGCCCUGAAGUUUUUGAGGGUGAAGUAGUCCAUUCGAUGGAUUAUUCAAUGAUGGACUCCUCAACUGCAACCAACUUUGUCAAAGGAAAACAAGUUGCCGUCGUAGGAUUCCAAAAAUCAGGAAUGGACAUUGCCAUGGAGUGCUCCACAGUUAAUGGGGUUGAACGUCCAUGCACAGUACUAAUCAGGACACCACAUUGGAACCUUCCCGAUUAUUUCCCAUGGGGACUCAAUUUGGGAUAUCUGUUCCUAAAUCGAUUCUCUGAACUUAUGGUUCAUAAACCUGGUGAAGGCUUUCUUCUAAGUCUCCUCGCCACAAUUCUUUCACCAUUAAGGUGGGCCUUUACAAAAUAUAUAGAAAGUUACAUAAAACACAAACACCAGCUUGCAAAACAUGGAAUGGUGCCAGAGCAUAGUUUCUUAAACGAAUUGAGUUCCUGUUCAGUUUCUUUAGUGCCAGAGGGCUUCUAUGAGAGAGUAGAGGAAGGAAGUAUCAAGCUCAUCAAGAAAGCAGAGAGUUUUGGAUUCUCAAAAGAAGGUAUUGUGCUCGACGGUCAUGCUACUGAACCCAUUAAAGCCGACGUAGUCAUACUAGCUACUGGCUUCAAUGGACUUGAUUAUCUCAAGCAUAUUUUUGAAUCGACAAAAUAUCAGGAAUUCAUAGCAGGCUCAGAUGAUUCUGCUGCAGUUCCCCUCUAUAGGGAAUGCAUUCAUCCCCGGAUUCAACAACUGGCAAUAAUUGGAUUCUCAGAAAGCGUAUCUAAUCUACACACCUCGGAAAUAAGGUGUCGAUGGCUGGGAGAGCUUCUUGAUGGAAAAUUUAAGCUACCAAGCAUUAAGGUGAUGGAGAAAGAGAUAGCAGAAUGGGAUAAAUACAAGAAGAGAUAUUCAUAUAACAAGUACUACAGGAGAUCAUGCAUUGGUGCAUUGCACAUUUGGUACAAUGACCAACUAUGCAAGGACAUGGGAUGGAACCCUAAAAGGAACGGCUUUUGGGCUGAGUGGUUCCAACCUUACGGCCCAAUGGAUUACAUCGGCUAAUGUAUGUUAAAGAGCUCCAAAACCUCCCAUCUUGAAAUUUCUUUUUCUAAAUAUGUUUUCUUUUACUGAACCUUUGUGCAAUAAAGGGUAGCAUGCUACUACUCUUUCCAGUUCAAAAGGAAUGUCUUCUGAGAGUAACAAAAAGUGCUUUGAUAUAUGCACAAAACUUUUCCUCAACGAGGACAAAGUUCAUUUCUAAAAAGAUGUUCAAAUUUUUAUUCUCCUCCAUUACCUAAUUAGUACGAUGACAAAUGUUUUACAGUUCA
Messenger RNA from Solanum lycopersicum (tomato), 2396 nucleotides. Its product is annotated as probable flavin-containing monooxygenase 1. Lineage: Eukaryota; Viridiplantae; Streptophyta; Magnoliopsida; Solanales; Solanaceae. The record is from RefSeq and is a predicted model, not a curated record. Gene Ontology annotation, molecular function: NADP binding; flavin adenine dinucleotide binding; N,N-dimethylaniline monooxygenase activity.